This is a messenger RNA of Triticum dicoccoides, 1229 nucleotides long. RefSeq names its product cytosolic sulfotransferase 8-like. The record is from RefSeq and is a predicted model, not a curated record. Bases 76 to 1101 code for a protein of 341 amino acids. The transcript has 2 exons. Gene Ontology annotation, molecular function: sulfotransferase activity. Lineage: Eukaryota; Viridiplantae; Streptophyta; Magnoliopsida; Poales; Poaceae.
GUGCAUGGAGAAGUUUCAAGCAGCCACCGAACAUCAACCCCGCGCACUGCGCACUGCGCACACACAGACAUAGCCAUGGCUGCUCUAGACAAGUCUUGCCUCGUCGGCCCCGUGCCGUUCAAGGACGUGCACGGGGACGACGACCAUGUGAUCUCCCCGCCGGAUGAGUACGCGGACAUAGUUUCCACCUUGCCGAGCAUCGGCAGCCCGGACCUGCACUUGCGGCUCUACCAGGACGUCUGGCUGUUCAACGAACUUGUCCCUGGGUUUAUCUCCGUCCAGCGGCGCUUCACCCCGCGGCCCGGCGACGUGCUCCUCGCGAGCCCCCCAAAGUGCGGCACCACCUGGCUCAAGGCGCUCGCCUUCGCGACCAUGGCGCGGGCCGCCUACCCGCUCUCCGACGCCGACCACCCGCUCCUUCGCCUCAACCCGCACGAGUGCGUCCCCUUCAUGGAGGCCCUGUUCAGCGCCGGCCAGGAAGCCAAGCUGGACGCGCUACCGUCGCCUAGGGUCCUGCACACGCACAUGCACCACUCCAUGCUGCCUCGCUCCCUCGCCGACAACCCCGACUGCAAGAUCGUCUUCGUCUGCAGGGAGCCCAAGGACAUGCUGGUUUCCACAUGGCACUUCAUCAAAAGCGCGGGAGGCAGCAGCAACUCAUCCUUCUCCGACCUGUUCGAGCUGGCAUGCGAGGGUAAGAACCCAUAUGGCCCCAUCUGGGGCCACAUCCUGGGCUACUGGAGAGCGAGCAAAGCAGCUCCGGAGAGAGUCCUGUUCCUGAGGUACGAAGAGAUGCUGGCCGAUCCGGUCAGCGCCGUCCGGGAGCUCGCACGGUUCCUCGGCGUGCCGUUCUCGGCGGCCGAGGAGGCGGCCGGGUUGCCGAUGGACAUUACCGCGAUGUGCAGCAUCGACACGAUGAGAGGCCUGGACGCCAACAAAAAAGGAAGCAGUGGGACGUUCGUCAAGUUCCCGCAUGAAACCUUCUUCAGAAAAGGGGUCGUCGGGGACUGGGUGAACCAUAUGUCCCCCGAGAUGGCCCGGCGCAUCGAUACCAUUGUCGAGGACAAGCUCCGUGGAUCCGGCCUCACCUUCUCGUCCUGAGUCUCACACUCUCACUUGGCAAGACCGCCCUAUGAUCAAGUUGAGCCCAGGGGCUUUGGUGUGUGCUCAUCGUGUUUGUAUCCAUUUGAUUCUUCAUUUGAAGUCAAUAAAAUUCAUUCUUGGUCAGA